Molecule: messenger RNA, 805 nt
Organism: Alosa alosa (allis shad)
Lineage: Eukaryota; Metazoa; Chordata; Actinopteri; Clupeiformes; Clupeidae
Product: histone-lysine N-methyltransferase SMYD3-like
Exons: 8
Coding region: 65-805 (246 amino acids)
Cellular component (GO): nucleus
Molecular function (GO): protein binding
Source: RefSeq, a predicted model, not a curated record
GCUACUGCUCUCAUGCUGUCAAAGCUCUUCCUACACAUGCAAACCUGGAAAGUUAGCUGAUGAUAUGGCGCUUAAAAUUGAACGCUUUGUUAGUGUAGGUAAAGGGAAUGGUUUACGGGCAGUGCACAAAAUUAAAGCCGGCGAACUUCUGUACAAAGCUAGUCCGUUAGCUUGCUGCGUUUCCAAGAAACAUCUUGCAACCGCAUGUCACAAUUGUUUUACAAGGGCCGAAAGCCUCUUGAGAUGUUCCAGGUGUAAGAUCGCUCGAUACUGCAAUGCUGCCUGCCAGAAACAGGCCUGGCCUGAACAUAAGGGAGAGUGCCGCCGGCUCAAGAGCCUCCAUCCCAGAAUACCCCCAGAUUCUGUUCGCCUGGCCACCAGGAUCCUUUCCGCGAUGCUAUCCAUUACCCACAGAGCAUCACAGGAGCUGUACUCAUUAAAGGAGCACCAGUCACACCUGGCUGACAUGCCUGAGGAGAAGCAGAUGGGCCUGAUGCAGCUGUGCUCCGCGCUGCAGCUCUUCAUCCAGGCCAACGACCAAUCAGCUGACCCCUUCCCAGCUCCAGACCCCGACCUGCUCAACCUCAUUGGCCAGAUCACGUGUAACUGCUUCACCAUCAGUGAUGGAGAACUACAGGAAGUGGGCGUCGGCCUCUACCCUAGCAUGUCCCUGCUCAAUCACGACUGCCAGCCCAACUGUGAUGAUGUCGAGGAAGACUGCACUAUGUGGCUAUCACAGACAUCCAGCCACAAGAGGAGCAAGUCGCCCAUCUCCUUCAAGUCCUGCAAGUGUCACUUCAAGUGA